UACGGGGGCGCCGGGGGCGGGGGAGGGGGCCCCGGGGGGGUUGGUACCCCCCGGAUAAGGGUCGCGACCCUCAGCGGGCCCUGCUGCGCACCCCUGCCCGUCACCCAAGCCUGUAACAUAGCAGGGAGACGUGGUCUGGCGAUGCUCCUGUCAUGUGCAGGAUGCGAGAAACCAAUUAUGGAUCAGUACCUGCUGAAUGUUUUGGACCGAGCAUGGCACGUCGAGUGUGUCCGCUGCUUCGAUUGCAGAACCACGUUGCAGGACAAGUGUUUCUCCAGGGAAGCGAAGCUGUUCUGCAGAGAGGAUUUCUUCAGGCGAUACGGCACGAAAUGCAGCGGUUGCCUCCAAGGGAUAAGCCCUCAGGAUCUCGUGAGGAAGGCGAGGGACAAGGUUUUCCACCUGAAUUGCUUCACCUGCCUGGUGUGUCGGAAGCAGAUGAGCACCGGAGAGGAGCUCUACGUCCUGGACGACAACAAGUUCGUCUGCAAGCAGGACUACCUGUCGGGCAAGCCGCUGCCGGAUACGCAUCACGUGCACGGUCAUCAUGAAUCGUCCAACCUGUCGACAGGAGGAGACUCGUUGAUGGGUUCAGGGUCGGAAGACGAGGACGAAGACGGUAGUAGUCACCAUCAUCACGGUGGUGUCGGUGGCUCUCAUUUGGGACCUCAUAAUCUGGGUCCAGGUGGUCCUGGUGACCAAACGGUUGGUCACACCGGCGAUCUACCUCUUGGAAGCGAUCCUUGCAAGCAGGAAGACUCCGAGGAUCAAGGUUCCCUGGACGGAGAUCCCGAAACGAGGGAUAGCCAAACGGAGAACAAAAGUCCAGACGGUGGUGCCGGUGGUGGUAGCGGCGACGGCGGUGCCGGCUCGAAGAGGCGAGGCCCGAGAACCACCAUAAAGGCGAAACAGUUGGAGAUUCUCAAGUCUGCCUUUUCGUCCACUCCGAAACCCACCAGGCAUAUCAGGGAACAAUUAGCAAAAGAGACUGGCUUGCCCAUGAGAGUGAUACAGGUCUGGUUUCAAAAUAAGAGGAGCAAAGAGCGUAGGUUAAAACAACUGACGUCGAUGGGCAGGAGCCCGUUCUUCGGCGGCUCCAGAAAAAUGAGGGGCUUCCCCCUGAACCUGAAUCCCGGUGCUUUGGGCGGCGAGGACGGACCGCCGCCCGGUUUUCCAUAUUUCGGCGCGGAGAAGUUCGAAUUCGGUUACGGCGGGCCCGUGGCAUUUCACCAUGAAUUCUUUGGUGCUCAUCCGCCCCCUCAUCCACAUGGACCGCCCUUUAGCGGACCAGGCAAUCCUGGUUUGGACCCGGCGAGUUUAGCGGGUAUGGCGGCCGCAGUGGCGGUGACAGGGGAAUAUCCACCUCCGGGUGCGGGAGGUGGCCCUCCGGAAUUUCUCACGGGCCCUCCUGGACAGGGGCCCCCUGCACCUUCCAGCGGUAGUCCUGGAGAGUUCCUAGCACCUUCAGGUGGAGCACAGGGUAAUCCCAGUGCCGGUGGGAAUGGCGGCGGUCCAGGUGGCGGCGGCGGCGGGGGUGGGUUCCUGGAGCCGCACCAGAUGCAGAGCGAAGGGCUGGCCUGGUAGUACGAGUUUUAAUUAACGUUCAUUUCUUUCGUGUUUUGUUGCUUUCCAUCGGCCGGGCGAAUAUCGAUCAGAUUCCGACGAAAAAUCGACCGGUCGGCCGCCAUCUCCCCCUCCCCCCCGAUGGAGAGACCGUACCGACUUUGUUCCGGCUCCAGAGACUUUUGUCCGCGAACGAGAGAAUGUGACGCAAGUCGUUCACGUUCGAGCCACGACGACUUUUGCAUCCUUGUAUGUACGUUACGUUUCUGUAAGAUACGCAUACGACAAGACGAUCGAUCGUUUCGAUUAGCUUCGUUUUCUUCACGGUUAUCAUUGUCAUUAUUAACAUUAUUAUCUUUAUUAUUAUUA
Messenger RNA from Frieseomelitta varia, 1929 nucleotides. It is a transcript of the gene Lim1, whose product is annotated as LIM/homeobox protein Lhx5. Bases 142 to 1581 code for a protein of 479 amino acids. Gene Ontology annotation, cellular component: nucleus. Gene Ontology annotation, biological process: neuron differentiation; regulation of transcription by RNA polymerase II. Gene Ontology annotation, molecular function: DNA-binding transcription factor activity, RNA polymerase II-specific; RNA polymerase II transcription regulatory region sequence-specific DNA binding. Lineage: Eukaryota; Metazoa; Arthropoda; Insecta; Hymenoptera; Apidae. The record is from RefSeq and is a predicted model, not a curated record. The transcript has 8 exons.